AUGUCAAAAACCAACAACAAUCUGAAAGUAGGUGGUUACAACCUCGAUGACGCCGUGUCCCUAAACUCCGAGUAUGACGAAGAUGGUGACCUGAACUCGGUGUCACGCAAAGAAGGACAUUUCAAACGUUUCCGCCGGUGGUUUCACACAUUCUCGGUCGGGACGCGUAGUCUUCUUUAUAUUUUCCCGGGUUUGGCUGUGUUCGCUGUUUUUGCCGUGUUGGGGUACCUUGUUUGGAACAAAACGAAUAUAGCGGAUGUGCCACUUCAUAUUUGGGCGAUUUGGUUGGGAGUGUGCUGGUUCGCGUUGUUUGCAUCGAGAUUUGUAGUGUUUUUAGUUCCGUAUUUUUUGGAAUGGAUACUCGGGCAUAUUACAAGUCGCGUAAAACGUUAUAUGGAAUUUAUCCGUCAUUUACACUACUAUAUCUCGUUAUGCGCAUUUUUAUGUGUCGCAUUUUUAAGUUUUGUUCCGAUUAUGGUGGGAUAUAACGCUAAAGGAGGCGUUAUGACCGAUUGGCAAUAUACAACGAACAGAAUACUUGCCGUGUGCUUUAUCGCCUCGGGAAUCAUUUCCUUUGAAAAACUUUUAUUACAAGUGGUCGCCGUAAAAUUCCACGAAACUACAUACCAGGAAAGAAUUGCGAACAACAAAUACCAAGUCUCAGUGCUGACAUCUCUUUAUGCUGCAUCGAAAAAAAAGCUUCAGCAGUCGACAAACGAAAUGAUAUUGCCAAGAUCCGAUUCACAUGGUGCACAAAACAUCAAUUUCACAAAAAUCAUAUCGCAGACGAAAAAUGCGUUGGAGAAGACAACGUCGGCGUUAGGUCAAAUCGCGUCCGAGAUUACAGGGCAUCAGUUUGACAGCACCCUAAAUUCUUCGGAAGUCUCUGUCCUAAAUUACCUACAAACAGGACAUGACGCACGUGUACUGGGACGACGAUUAUUUCGUUCUUUUUGUAAUCCGAAACGAAAUCAUCUAGUAUUUGAGGAUAUUUGUGAUUGCUUUCCAAAUCAGGAGGCUGCCGAAAAUGCUUUCUUUGUCUUUGAUAAAGAUGGAAAUGGAGAUGUAAGUAAAGAAGAGAUUCUUAUCGUUUGUGUUGAAACGUACAAGGAACGAAAGGCUAUUGCUGCUUCUAUGAGAGAUUUAGAUAAUGCAGUUGGCAAAUUAGAUUCGAUUCUGAUGGUUGUGAUUUAUUUUGUCAUUAUUUUGCUGUUCGUCGCGUUCUUGGACGUCUCAUUUCAAACAUACAUUGCCACAGCCGGUUCUAUUCUAUUGGCACUGUCAUUUAUGGUUGGAUCGAGUGCUCAAGCUCUUUUCGAAUGUAUCAUCUUUUUGUUUGUUAAACACCCGUUUGACGUUGGCGAUCGUAUUGAGAUAGAAGAACAGGGAUACAUUGUUAAAGAAAUGUCGUUACUCUCAACUGUUUUGACACAAGAUGACGGCAAGAUCGUUCAAGCUGCUAAUAAUCUAUUGGCACAGAAAUUAAUACAGAACAUCAGGAGAUCAGGGCAUAUGCGCGAUGAGGUCUUGAUCGAAGUAGAUUUCUACACAUCACUCGAACAAAUCGAAGCUUUACGCGAAAGAAUGGUAACCUAUUUGGAAGGUGAAGAUCGUGACUUUUAUCCAACUCUUGAACUGACCGUCGAAAAAAUGCCAAAGUGUCGACAGCUGGUUAUAAAAAUCUCGGUCGAACAUAAAUCUAAUUGGCAGGAUGAAGGAGUUACUUGUCGUCGGAAGAAUAAGUUUAUGUGUCAACUUAAGAAUCUGAUAAUAGACCUUGAUAUACAAGGACCUUUCGCUGGACCAAAAUUACCAAUUGAAAAAAUGGUGUUGCCUGCUCGUCCGCUUCGUAUUCACCCGAUAAAACAUGACGCGAUGUCACCAAAGACAGACUUCACAUUAGGCGCAAAGAGUGAUGUGUUUGAUGUCGAAGACAAAGAAACAAUGAUGCGCAAAACAUCCGUUCGAAGACGCAGAACUAAAAAGAACGUCUUUGGUAGUGACGAAGAAGAUGAGCAUUUAUCAGUUAAUAAUAACAUGCGACAAUCACAACAAUCAUUGCAUCAUCAUACAAAGGUUGAUAUUGUCGUGACUGAUGAACAAGGACUCCGUGAGAAGCAGGAUGAUUGA
Messenger RNA from Ambispora leptoticha, 2130 nucleotides. Lineage: Eukaryota; Fungi; Glomeromycota; Glomeromycetes; Archaeosporales; Ambisporaceae. The record is from the annotation of a GenBank genome assembly.